This is a messenger RNA of Brassica rapa (field mustard), 2094 nucleotides long. Its product is annotated as probable replication factor A 73 kDa subunit. NCBI's taxonomy places the organism in Eukaryota, Viridiplantae, Streptophyta, Magnoliopsida, Brassicales, Brassicaceae. The record is from RefSeq and is a predicted model, not a curated record.
AUCUGAAUGCAGGACGGUGCUCGAACGUCGCGGAGGUUCGCUUACUCCGAUACUGGGAGGCGAGAAAUGUGAGAAAAGGUGGUGAAUUGAUGAGUGUUGACAUGCUCUUUGUCGAUGAGAAUGUAAGCCUCUUUUCAUAAUCUGAUUUACAGUUUACUCCGCUAAUAUUCUGAUAAGUUUUACGCUUCUAGGGAUUGCUCAUAUUCUGUAAAGUUUUCUUCUUUAAGUGAUUGAUCGAUAGCUAUAAGAUGAUCUAGGUUAUCUGUGACGCAUUAGCGAUUUCUUCUUAACGUUUUAAUUUCUCCUAAAUGAAAGAAGUUUUCAUCUUUUAGCGAUUGUUCCAUAGCCAUUCUCUUAAUGUUUUAAUUUCUCCUAAAUGACAGUCAACGCUUACGCAAGGAUCUGUUAGUGCGAACCGUCAGCUUAGGUUCAGGAAACGUCUCAGCGAGGGCUCUCUGUACACGUUAACCGGAUUUGACGUCACACGCAGCAACACUAAUUUCCGUUUGUGUGAUGCUCCUUUCUCGAUUCGGUUCAAUGAAGGAACCUCUCUUGAGAAGAUAACGGCGUCUGCUAGGCCCAUACCUACGGAGCUUUUCCGAUUCAUGCCAUAUGGUCGGUUACUUGAGCUCGCAAACACUGGGAAACAACUUCCUGGUAUGUAUUUUUAUGCUGAGUAUUUUUGUUUUGUUGUGUUAUAGCAUGUGCUAACGUUGCCCUCUUAAUUGUUUGUUAGACAUAAUUGGUGAAUUGAGUGCGAUCAGAAGCACAAUCACGGACCGUAUAGCAGGUGCACAGCGUGUGAUGCUCACUCUGCGUCUUGAAAGGUUUAUUUUUUUUAACAUAAUGGUUGUUUUAAGGGAUGUUUGAACGAAUAACUUCAAUUGACUGUACACUAAUUUUUCUUUGCAGUGGUGAGAACGUUUGUGUGAGUAUGUUUGACUCAUUGGCGCUUGCGUUUCACACCAAAUUUGACAGCUAUGGGAGAGAGCCGAAAGUCAUAAUUGCUACGGGCGUGAAUCCUAAGAUAGUUGGGGGUCGUUUAUUUUUGAAUGCUACUUCCUCCACACAUCUCUACUUUGACUCUGAGACAGCUGCUGGAAAAAAACUGUUUGACACCUUACCAGGUCAUGGAGCAGUCCCAGGAGAAUCUACUUCAAAGGUGGUUCAUGCCCAGAAGAUUGAACCAAUGACCCUCUCCGAGCUUAACCAGUUUAUUAUCACCGCUGAGUCUCAGAUAAUAGAGUUUCUUUGCACCGCUAAGGUUACUGGUAUCCAGCAAGAUGAAGGUUGGUGUUAUAUUGGCUGCUCCGGGUGUUCAAAGAAGCUUGUCCGAGAGAUAUCUUCUUUCACAUGUUUAUCAUGUAAUGAAACUAAUGCUGUUGCGGCACUCAGGUACCGAGUCGCAUUGUCUGUGUCAGACAACACUGAUACUGCAUCUUUCCUAGCUUUUGAUACAGAGAUGGCUAAACUAACCAACCUUCAAGCUUCUGAGGCUGCUCAGAUUGUGGGGAUAGGGGUUGAUGCUCAGGUUGACACAGAACUUCCUCAGUCCCUUGCUGAUAUUGUUGGAAAAACCUACACUUUCCAGCUCAAAUUGAACGAUUUCAAUUUCUCCUCGAAGCACCAGACCUUCACCAUAUCUCGCAUCUUUCCUGAGCGAGUGCUUGCGCCCAUGCCAGCCUUUGUGGAAGAUGGAACUGUUCCUGCCGAUGCUCAGGCUGGAGAUUUGCCACAUGGAACAAUUGGCAACGUUGGAAUCACUUCUACUGGAGCAGAUAAGCCAACUACAUCUGAUGCUUCAACUGGUAAACGUCCACCACCGGCCAAAGACCAGGACGAUGACGACAAAACUGCCCCGAAAAAGGCACAUGUGGAAUGAGACCAUCACUCCACAGCUAGAACAACCACAACUGCUUCUGAUUCUAAUUAUGUUUUAGUGUUCCCAUUUUCCCCGUGGACUAUUUCUCUUUUUCUUUCAAAGCAAAGUGUUAUGCUUUAGUAUUUUCUAUAUGGUUCUGAACUAUUUGUCUUUGGUUUUUAAAAAAAUGUGGUUGUUCUUUAUAUUAUAUAAAUCUACUACUCUCUUUCGUU